This is a messenger RNA of Esox lucius (northern pike), 2164 nucleotides long. Its product is annotated as protein FAM53C. NCBI's taxonomy places the organism in Eukaryota, Metazoa, Chordata, Actinopteri, Esociformes, Esocidae. Gene Ontology annotation, biological process: protein import into nucleus. Gene Ontology annotation, cellular component: nucleus. The transcript is spliced from 5 exons. The coding region runs from base 260 to 1456 and encodes 398 amino acids. The record is from RefSeq and is a predicted model, not a curated record.
AAAUGGUUCCUUCCGAUGGCUAUAUAUUCAAUGAGAGGCCUUCGCCUUUCCCGUGCUGCUUUCGGUUGCUAAGGAGACACGGUGUGCAGCUGGAGCGAGGAUGACGACCGUGUCCCAGUGAGGUUGGACGGGUCAGUCUGGCUGGUUGAGGUGCGGAGGGGACACCACAUACCUCGCCAGGAGUCUGACGGACUAACAAACACCCCCGUCCCCUUUCUGUUCUUCCUCCUCCCUUCCUCUUUCCACGGGCAAAAUCGUCAUGGUGACGCUCAUCACAGAGCAACUCCGCAAACAGAGUCUGGAGGAACCCCCUUACCGCCGGGCUUUCUCUCUCGAUGUGUCAAUGCCUGAAGUGGGUUCCAGCCCCCCGUUGUGUUGGAGUGGGUAUGGGUUAACUCCAGAGAGCAGUUGGUCUGUGUUCCCAUCCUCCAAGAACCACCUGCAGGAUGCCUCCUUCCUGGGCCCCCUGGGAACACCUCUCCCUCUUCCCAGUACCUCUUUGACAGACCUGUCCCUUCAGAGCUCCCCGCCGCCUCCGCCACCUCCCCCAAAACGCCACUGCCGCUCCCUGUCUGUCCCCGAGGACCUGUCCCGCUGCCGCACUCCCUGGCGCCCCAGCGCCUCCAAAAUCUGGACCCCCGUUAAACGGCGUUGCCACAGUGGAGGGGGUGUGUCUGGCCCGGGGAUUGGCUCGGUCGGUUCGGUACCGCUCCUAGGUCUCAGCUCCUCGCUCACCUCCUCGCUGCGUUCCUCCUCCAGCCCUACGUUCUUCAGCCUUGCCCUGUCCCCUGACUCCCCUCUUCCCUGGAGCUUUCCCUUGGACCAGGCCGACACCCCCAGGGUGUGCUGCUCUGGUUUCUUUCCCACCCCUUCCUCCUGCUCCUCCUCUCCUGCGCCGUUCGGUUCCUGUCGGCCACUGCAACGACGCCGCUUCUCCCUGUCCCCGGUGCACAUGCUGCCCCCCCGGCCCUCUCCGGCCCCAGUCCCCCGCUACCCCGGGACGGAGACCCCGGUCCCCUCCCCCUCUCCCUCCUCUGCCUGUAGUACCCCGUCGUCCUCGAGACGCGUCCUUCCCCCGUGUCUCCCACGCUGCCACUCUCAGCCCUGUGACAUGCGUAAGCCUGGCUUGAAGAGGCGUCACGAGCAGGACACGCUGCCCUAUUGCGCCAGGCCUGGCUUGGACUUCAGCAAGAUGACUCAGAUUGGCAGUGGGGAGCCCCUGGUGUGUGCAACAGCUGUCUGCAUGAGUCUGGAACCUGGUCCGGGGGACUUCAGAGGAUCUUUCUGCCAGGGAGACCUCCUGGGAAGAACCAGCAUUGGACCACUGAGUGAAAGUGAAGAGGAAGAGGAGGAGGAGGAGGAAGAAAACAAUACGGGUGUGUUAGAGGCUGGACAGCAGAGUGUGUUUGAAAGAGACUGCACAGAACUGGACUUGAACCUCAUUGAGGAGAAUUGAAAGAGUACCCUGUGAUUGGCUGCAUUCAUCUUCAUACACACACACACUCCCCUGGCUGAGACUUCAGGAUCCUGCUGCCUUCCUAGGGUCAGACCAGGGGCCCUUCAUAUCACUGGCUGACUGUAGAAUAACAAAGAUCAAUAUUGUCAUUAUUGUAAUGCUAGGGCAAUUUUGACAGGCUCUCAUUCAGUAUUUCAGGUUGAUUAAUGUUUAUAAUCAGUAAGACAAUUGAGAUGGCUGAUAAUGAUUCAUAACAAGCGCUUUUUAAUCUAUGUAGUUGGUAAUGUACAACUACAAUUAUAACAUUAUAAUGCAGAUUGGUUGUGAUGGAUGCUUCUGUCAGCAAAAUACAUUCCAGAACGUAUAGCCAGGUGAGUUGAAGUCCUCUCUGUAAAUGUACACAAGCAGAAGCCUGCAUGGGUGUGGUUCUACUUCCCUCCCUGAUGUGGUUACUUUGGCCCCGUGGAAGAUUCACACACUUAAAGGGAAAUGAGAGGGCCCAUUUUCUUUGCACAUAGCAGGCUUUAGCUGAGUUCAUUCGUUCUCCAACGCAGUUAUUCACUGAUGAAUUCAAUAUUGUGCAUUAAUCAUGCCUUAAGCUGAGUGUAAGUUGUUGCUGUUCUACUGGUUUUUGUUAAUGACAUCCAGCUGUUUUCUUGGUCUCCUGUAGAAAUGGAACCUACAUAAUAAAUUCUGUAGUCUCUCCUU